Venturia canescens is the source of this 6744-nucleotide messenger RNA. It is a transcript of the gene Acsl, whose product is annotated as Acyl-CoA synthetase long-chain. NCBI's taxonomy places the organism in Eukaryota, Metazoa, Arthropoda, Insecta, Hymenoptera, Ichneumonidae. Gene Ontology annotation, molecular function: palmitoyl-CoA ligase activity. Gene Ontology annotation, biological process: neuron differentiation; long-chain fatty acid metabolic process; long-chain fatty-acyl-CoA metabolic process. The transcript has 8 exons. The record is from RefSeq and is a predicted model, not a curated record. Bases 1965 to 4088 code for a protein of 707 amino acids. Gene Ontology annotation, cellular component: plasma membrane; endoplasmic reticulum; lipid droplet.
UUUCGAGAGAUUUGACAAAAAAAAAAAAAAAAUUCACUCGAAUCUUGUCACAGAGUGUUGAAAUUCAUAAAAAUUCCUUUGAAUUGUAAACGAUGCGCAUGCAAACUCCAAAAAUAACUGAGAAUUAUCUUCAUUGGAUCUAUAAGCGUUUUAAUCAUCGUGGACUUUGAUAUCGCUGAUUAUUUGAUCUCGAAGAUACGCGAGUCUCCGCGAUAAUGAAAAACCUGAAAUACUUCGAGACGUUCCUUAUCGAUGAAUUCUUCAUAGCAGAUUUUUACACGACUCCAAAAAAACUGGAGCUCCCCCGAUUUUUCUUCGUUGCUGUCGCAUCGUUUCGUCACGUAGUUUCCUCGAUCAAUUAAUCGCUCGAUCACGGAGGUACGGGCUCCGAAACGAAAGAGGAGCGACCCAAAGAUUUUCCAGGAUCUCAAAAUGAUUGUCAAUACGAAGCGUUAUCAAGGAUCAAUACUCGAUAGCAAUAAUAUCGAAUAGAUAUCGAAGACGAAAAAAUGAUGAAAAAAGGUCAAACAACCGACAAGAGAGGAGAGAUUCGCGUGUGCUCAUCUCGCUUGCUGGUUCGACGCUGCUCGCUCGGAGUCGUGCAAAGAGUGCGACCUUAUUUUGUGAAGAAGUGCACGAUCGUUCACCUCCGUUGGGGGAGCAUGUUUUUCUUUCAUUUGCUAAAAAGUCUACGAGCUCGUCUCGGAGAGCGUUCAGCAUCGAGGCUCUGCGAAGCUUACCGUUAGAAACGCGGUGUUCCGCCUGUGCCAUUUAGCGGUGUUCGAUUCGCCGCGUACUUGUCUGUUUUCAUGCUCCGGAAGGUAAUGAAUGAGGGAGAAGAAGGAAAGUCAAGGAAUCGUCGUGUCGUUCCGAAUGCGAGUGUCCGAGUUUGCCUUUGUCAGUCUGGGAGCAGCACGCGGAGAGAGAGAGAGAGAGAGAGAUUUUUUGCAACGGUUACGAAUCAUCGUACCGAUUCGGCGGUAUAUCGCCGGCGAAAUAUCGAGUGGGAGAGCCUCCGCGUGCUUUCGAGUGUCGUCGUAUUCAUUGUCAACUGCUCUUCGUCUUUCGUUAUAAAUCUUGCAACAUUGGAUUGAUAGCGAACACGUGAUGGAAUAACGCGUGCCAAUGACAGAAAUCGCACGUUGCGCAACGUUCCUCCACCCUUGAAAAUUCUGCAUAAGCGUUGGUCGCUCCGCGUGAACCAACGAAAUAAGAAUCCGGUGAGAGAAGAGCUCGAAGGAUCGUCGUUAUUUGGCCGCUUCACUCGCAGCAUCCCGUAUGAAUUGAAAAAAAAAAAAAAAAAAAAAAAAAAAACUCAAAUGGAAACUCGAGAGUCCAUUUUGGGAGCUAAGAAAAUAGAACGGAGCGUAGAAUCGUGGUGGAAACUCAUCGCGGUCAAGUUGACUCCGAUUUGCCCAUGCAUGUCCGUGCAUGUAUAGAGAACGAAUAAUCUUUUACUCUUUUGCUCUCAAUCGUCCCAGUCGUUAUAUGCGGAGUCAUCGUACAACUCGCGAACACGUGAUUGUCGCCCAGUCGUUAAUCACUCUCGCAUGAUACCAAUAAUUCAAUUCGCUCAAGUAAUUGUACUUUAUGCCUUCCGAGAGUUAACGCGAGAGGAGUUGUGAAAAAUCUUGUUGUUUGCCAACGUUUGAUCUUGUUGCUGCGCGAAAUGAGCUUGAUAAAAACAGCGACUUGACGCGUCGUGGCGGUAGCUCAACAGCAAAUCGUUUUCAAACGUAUUGAUGUUUUUCUUCGACCUCUGGAACCUCAAAUUCGAGCACAGGUCCAGUGGGACCUAACGUGUAUGGCUAAUCUCAUUGGCCGUAAAUUGAUCCUGUUGAAAGUUGAACAUUCGAUUUACAUUCGGAUGAUAUCGAAGUCGAAUCCGAAUGCGAUGCAUCAGCUUAUACAUUACUUAACUGUCAAUGAUAAUAAGGAAAUGAGCCGAGGUUACUAAUGCGGAAAUGGAAGGCUUCUGGAUAUCCGGUGCGAUAAAUGCCAUCAAGGCGCUGUCGUACGUCUACGACCUUCUGACGUUUCCGGUUUAUCUAAUACUUCAACGACCAUGGGAAAAGAGGAAGCUAUCAAGAAGAAUAAAAGCGAAAUGGAUCUCAAAGGACGACCAUUCGAUUACGUACAGAAGCGUCGAUCCACCUGGUCCUUUGCACAUAACACUGGAACGUCAGAAAAUCGAUACUCUCGAGAAAAUGCUUAAAUGGGUCACAGAUAUGCACAGUGGCAAAAAGUGUCUCGGCACGAGGCAAAUUCUCGCUGAGGAGGAUGAGUUACAACCUAAUGGCAGAAUCUUCAAGAAGUACAAGAUGGGCGAGUACAAGUGGAAGAGCUACACCGAGGUGGAAAGGUUAGCAUCCUCGUUCGGUCGUGGCUUGGCCGAGCUGGGAUUGACGCAGAAGAAAAAUAUCGUGAUAUUUGCUGAGACUCGAGCCGAGUGGAUGAUAGCAGCUCACGGCAGUUUCAAACAGAAUCUUUCGGUUGUUACGAUCUACGCGACUCUCGGCGACGAGGCAAUUGCUCAUGGUAUUAAUCAAACGGAAGUCGAUACGGUUAUAACGAGUCACGAAUUGUUGCCGAAGUUCAAACGACUGCUCGACAUGAUUCCUGAAGUUAAAAACCUCAUUUACAUGGAGGACCAACUGAAAGAAACCGACACGAAGGGCUUCAAGGAAGGAGUACGCUUGAUGCCGUUCUCAGACAUCAUCAAAAAAGGCAACACUUCUAAUCGUCCAUCCGUUGCACCGGAACCCGAAGACACAGCCAUCAUAAUGUACACUUCCGGCUCGACGGGUGUUCCAAAAGGUGUACUCCUCUCUCACAAAAACAUCAUCGCCACGCUAAAAGCUUACGCUACAGCAGUUGUCAUACAACCCGAUGACGUCUUCCUCGGCUUCUUACCACUGGCUCACGUAUUCGAAUUCCUCGCUGAAAGCGUUUGCCUACUUACCGGUGUUCCCAUUGGAUACAGCUCGCCAUUGACCAUGAUUGAUUCUAGCAGCAAAAUCAUGAGGGGAUCCAAAGGAGACGCCUCCAUCUUACACCCGACUUGUUUGACCGCUGUACCUCUGAUACUCGAUCGCAUCUCCAAAGGAAUAAACGAGAAAGUUAAGAAAUCUGGAGCGUUCAGACAAGCCAUUUUCAAUUUCGCAUACGAGUACAAGCUCAAAUGGACGAAACGUGGCUAUGAGACACCUUUGUUCAAUCGUUACAUUUUCGGCGCCGCGAGGCAGGUCCUCGGCGGUCGAGUACGACUUAUUUUAUCCGGUGGAGCACCAUUGAGCCCUGAUACUCACACACAGGUCAAACUCUGUCUGUGCGUUACUGUCACGCAGGGAUACGGUCUCACGGAAACGUGCUCAGGAGCCACAGUUAUGGACACGUACGACAGAAGCACAGGAAGAGUCGGAGCUCCUACGGUUAUCUGUGACAUAAGACUGGAAAAUUGGGAAGAAGCGAAUUACAGAGUAACGGAUUCACCUUACCCGAGAGGCGAGAUUGUUGUAGGUGGCGAUAACGUCUCGGCUGGUUAUUACAAACUUCCGGACCAAACAAAAGAGAAUUUCUUUGAGGAGAAUGGCAGACAGUGGUUCAGAACGGGCGACAUUGGGGAAUUCCAUCCGGAUGGAAGCAUGACGAUCAUCGAUCGGAAGAAGGAUUUAGUCAAAUUGCAAUUGGGAGAGUACGUAUCACUCGGUAAAGUCGAAGCUGAACUAAAGACUUGUCCCGUUGUGGAAAAUAUCUGCGUCUACGGAGACGCUUUCAAGGCGUACACAGUCGCUCUUGUCGUACCGAAUCCUCGCAGCCUCGAAGAAAUUGCAGCUAAUCUUAAUAUUACAACGAAAAAUCUUGAAGAACUGUGCGAAAAUCCACGCAUUGAGAAGGCCGUUCUGCACGAACUGGUUGAACAGGCGAAGAAAUGUAAACUACAAAGAUUUGAAAUCCCUGGAGCUGUGAAGCUCUGUCCAGAGCAGUGGUCACCGGAUAUGGGUCUGGUUACGGCUGCUUUCAAACUGAAGCGAAAAGCUGUCCAAGAGCGUUAUCAGCACGAGAUAAAUCGGAUGUACGCCUCGUGAUGUUACGGCAAAAAAUGCGCAAAGUGUAACGUCUAGCGUGUACGCAAACGUAGUAAUUUGGAAGUAUGACAUCGCGGAAGAGAAAAAGAAAAAAAGAUCGACAAACAUAACGCCAGUCGUCGCGCGGAUCUCUCAGCGUGUCCUGAAUAACCAAUGUUGUUGAAAUUCAUAAACACCGGCGAUACUUAUGGCAAACGAAGAUACGCGAUCGCCCUCGAUUCACUCGGUACCGUGGGUGUGUACGUGUGCAUGUGUCCUUUUAUGUAUUCGAACUGUUUGCGUAGAUUUAUGUGUACUAUACCAUCCCCGUUGUAAAGGACGACCACGGUGGAUUAUCGAAAGUAUAUCGGUUAUCAGGCCAUUACAGAUAGCGCGUACAUAAUUGUGAUUAAAUUUUUUUUUAUUCAACAUUUCGAUACAACCGACGUUUUUUUUCUAUUGUGAAUUUCUGUCAAUUCGUACAAUUGUCAUUCGUGGUCGCGCAAAACAAAGUGUUUACCUUUGGCCUCCAAACAGUCUGCAAAGUCGAUUGAGUUUAUUCCUUGAAUGAACUACUGAUUGGAUCGCACAAAUUUGCAUAAUCCAAUUUCGCAAUCGGGUAUAUUCCUAUCAAUCUCUCUGCGUCCAUGGGAAACAUUCUCUACUGUAAGCGAACACGAUUAAUGAAAAAAUGAUUGCUAAAAAGGCAGGCUUUUGAUUUUGACCUCGUUGAUGAACGUUUUUGCGCAUCUUCGUCAAAUGCUAUAUUUAUGGAAGAUAUAUCGAUUGGAAUUCGUAAUGAGGAAAUUGUAAGUAAUUGUUAAUACCGGUGACCUUUUGCACGUUCAAUAUUGAACAAAACAGCGAACACUUCAAGUAAAAAUUAAUUGUGCAAUUAUUAUCGCGGUUGAAUUCAUUGGAAAAUGUAUAUCAUUCUCGGACAAUGGUGAACGAAUUGUUCUGGAACAGUAAUAAUAGUCUUCUAUGUACAUAUUUAUUUUUUUAAAUUUGUAUCAUUUGUUAUCGAUGUCGCGCGUUCUUCUAUUUUUAAAGACAGAGAAAAUAGUAUAUUACGCACCUAAGGAGUGUAAGUAGACUACCUCAAACCGCGGGCAGCACACGGUUUGAGGUAGUCUAAUUUCACUCCCGUGGAGUGUAUACUAUUUGUCACCACACAUGCACCGAAAAUUCAACCUUCCGUUUUCGGAAAGCUGAACUUUCGGCGUAUGUGUGGUGAAAAUUAAUUUGUCAGUAUCCAUAAAACGUUGUACCGCCAACGAUGCCUAUUCAUUGAUAUUGCAAGUAUGAUACACUGAAAAUCGUCAUAGAGAUUAAGUUUGAGGAUGUCCUCGCCGUACCGAGACACAUCAGAAAGCUGGCUAAUGUUUUGUUUAUACUUUUGAUUUUAACUAACUCCAAAAGCAAGUUGCCAUGAUGAUAUUUUUUGUUUGGAUUAGUGGAUGCGCAUACUGAGUAUGGUAUGACAAAACCAAAUUAUUUUUCGUAUAAAUUUGAAUAUUAUUUAAUAUAUUUAAAUCACCCAAAUGGCAUGUUUCCUUUUGAAUUAUUUUUUUUGUUAACAAUAAUUAGGAGUUAGCUCGUAUUUUCGAGCAGUUAAAUUCACUGUAUUAUUCCAAUCCUUGGUGGAGAAAUAUCAAAAUAGAGGUAUUCACUGCUCGAUGAAAAGUUUCGAUAAAAUGAACCCGCGAAUAAUUAUCUGAUUCUUCCACUCGUUACUCGUUCCAAUGGAAAUGUCCGCGAGCAAGUAAACGAAAAUUCACCAGUUCUCGAAAAUCGUCGUACGCUGAGAAUGUCCUCGAUCUCGUAUAAAUCUAUCAAUCAAUUAAAUGUUUUGAAUUUUCAAUUGACUCUACGUUCGAAAAUUGUGUCCCAAAUCAUAAGAGAAAUUUCGGGAACUGCUUCCACUUUCAUCAUAAAACACGGUCUACCAUACUGUGCGCUGAAAAGAAAGAGAGUUAGAGAGAAGGAGACUCUGCGUCAGGAUAAUUAGCGGUUGAACAUUUAUUUUAUUGACAACAAGAAAACAAAUCAUGUGAACAAUAUGAAAGCAACAAUUUUAGCAAUGUUUAGUAUGAAUAUAAGAGUAAAUGGUGCAACGUGGCUCGGCCUUAAAUGGCAAAGAGUCGCCGCGCUAAAUCGACGUUUUCCGGGAUCGUUUCUCGGACCUAAAAUGUGGUUAAAAAAAAAGUGUCUCGUUGAUUGGAUACACGCUAUAUUAAUGUAUUAAAAUCUAAUGCGUAUACGUGUAUGAAAGUUAUGAAAUUAUGUUUUUCUUUUCUAUUGCAUCCAACACGAAAAAAAAAACCAAAAAGAAAAAGUUAUUUACCUGUGAUUAUACAUCAUUCGUAAGCUUGUACGAUGCAGUUUCAUGCAUACAUUUAUUUCUAUGUUGAAUAUUAAUGGUGACGUCGUAAUGUUGGUCGAAUCGCUUAUUCGCGUAAAGCCCUACUAUUGUAACAUCACAGUACAUGUCUCUGCGACAAGAAAGUUUAGGAGAAAACAAAAACUGUUUAUAUAUAUAUAUAUAUAAAUAUAUAUAAGAAAAACAAAAUGCCUAAAUACCGUACGUAAUUGGAGCAGUUAAAAAACGCUUCAUCCCUUUAUUUACUUACUCAUCGAUUAGAUCUAUCAAUAAACAACAAAGAAUCCUCUUCUA